Molecule: messenger RNA, 3267 nt
Organism: Penicillium atrosanguineum
Lineage: Eukaryota; Fungi; Ascomycota; Eurotiomycetes; Eurotiales; Aspergillaceae
Product: putative nicotinamide nucleotide transhydrogenase
Exons: 5
Coding region: 1-3267 (1088 amino acids)
Biological process (GO): proton transmembrane transport; NADPH regeneration
Cellular component (GO): mitochondrial inner membrane
Molecular function (GO): NAD binding; NADP binding
Source: RefSeq, a predicted model, not a curated record
AUGAGUGUCAAGCUGCCCCUGCGGUCAGCGCUGGGGUGCCUGGCGACCCCUGCGCGCGCGGGGAAAUUGGUCCUGCCAUCCGUCUCGCAAAUUCGUUCAUUUUCGCUUCAUGUAUCGACGAAGAACUCCUCAAAGACGCGUUCGCUCCCUCUGCCAUCCGUAUACAAACGAAGCACUUCCAACGCCGCUCCGACUUCGGAGCCUACCUCAACACCUGUCUCGGCAACGCCGUAUUCCGAGCUGACCGUCGGCGUCCCAAAGGAAACAUACCAGAAUGAGCUACGAGUGGCCAUUACUCCUCAGAAUGUGGCUCUCUUGCUGAAGAAAGGGUUUUCGCGUGUGUUAGUUGAGCGCGGUGCUGGUGAGGGGGCGCAGCUACUGGACCAUGCCUAUGAACAGGCAGGUGCGACAAUUGUCGAUCGGGACGCCAUCUGGCAGAGUGACAUCGUGUUGAAGGUUCGAAGCCCACAAAUCGAAGGUCCUCUCAAUGAGGUGGAAGCUCUACGUAAAGGGUCAACCCUUAUUUCGUUCUUGUAUCCCGCCCAGAAUAAGCCCAUUGUCGACGCUCUGGCUGCCCGUGGUGUCACCGCGUUCGCUAUGGACCGAAUUCCUCGUAUUUCUCGUGCCCAGGUCUUUGAUGCUCUAAGCUCCAUGGCCAAUAUUGCCGGUUACAAAGCUGUGCUAGAGGCAUCGAACCAUUUCGGUCGCUUUUUGACCGGCCAGGUUACUGCUGCUGGAAAGAUUCCUCCAAGUAAGGUUCUCGUGAUUGGCGCUGGAGUGGCAGGUUUGAGCGCAAUUGCCUCGGCUCGUCGCAUGGGUGCUAUCGUCCGUGGCUUCGACACUCGCCCAGCUGUCCGUGAACAAGUUCAGUCCUUAGGUGCAGAAUUCGUCGAAGUUGACAUGCAGGAAGAUGGUGCUGGCCAAGGUGGCUAUGCCAAGGAAAUGUCCAAAGAAUUCAUCGAAGCCGAGAUGAAACUCUUCAUGGAACAGGCCCGCGAGGUCGAUAUUAUCAUCACAACUGCUCUCAUUCCCGGCAAGCCUGCGCCGAAGCUAAUCACCAAGGAAAUGGUAGCUGCCAUGAAGCCCGGCUCGGUCAUUGUUGAUCUUGCAGCCGAGGCUGGUGGCAACUGUGAAGCAACUGUUCCCGGUCAACUCUCCAAUUACAAGGAUGUCACCAUCAUCGGCUACACGGAUCUUCCUUCUCGUCUGCCUACUCAGUCUUCCACUUUGUAUUCCAACAAUAUUACGAAGCUUCUGUUGUCUAUGGCUCCCAAGGAGAAGACGUACGGCAUUGAUUUCAAUGAUGAAGUGGUUCGCGGAUCUAUCGUUACGCGCGACGGUGAAGUCAUUCCUCCGGCUGCACCACCUGCUCCACCUCCGGCGCCGAAGGCAGGUGCGAAGACUGUUGCAGCGAAGGAGGAAGUUGCAAUCACACCCUGGCAGAACGCUACUCGGGAGGUUACCACCGUCACGGGAGCGAUGGCUGCGACACUCGCUCUGGGUAAAGCUACUGGCCCUAUGUUUAUGGGCAAUAUGAUGACAUUCGGCCUUGCUGGUCUGGUCGGCUAUCGUGCGGUCUGGGGAGUAGCGCCUGCACUUCAUUCACCUCUCAUGAGCGUUACCAAUGCUAUUUCCGGUAUGGUUGGAAUCGGAGGCCUGUUUAUCAUGGGUGGGGGAUACUAUCCGACAUCACUUCCUGAGUAUCUUGGUGCUGCCUCGGUUCUUCUGGCCUUUGGCAAUAUUUCUGGUGGAUUUGCCGUGACAAAGCGCAUGCUUGACAUGUUCAAACGCCCCACUGAUCCUCCGGAAUAUCCCUGGCUAUAUGCUAUUCCCGCUGCUGUGUUCGGCGGUGGCUUCUUGGUUGCUGCAAGCACUGGAGUGGCUGGUAUUGUUCAAGCUGGCUACCUCGUCAGUACCAUAUUAUGCAUGAGUUCUAUCUCCAGUUUGGCCUCUCAAACGACCGCACGCCGUGGAAACAUCUUCGGAAUCCUAGGUGUCGUCUCUGGUAUUCUUGCAUCACUGGCUGCAGUGGGUUUCUCAACAGAGACGUUGACCCAGUUCGCUGCAGUUGCUGGUGCUGGCGUCAUGGCUGGUGGUUUGAUCGGCCGCCGUAUCACACCUACUAGCUUGCCUCAGACAGUUGCUGCCCUGCACUCCGUUGUUGGCCUGGCUGCUGUUCUUACCAGUAUCGGUAGUGUGAUGGCCGACAUCACUGAUAUAUCGACUUUGCAUAUGGUCACAGCGUACCUGGGUGUCCUUAUUGGAGGUGUGACAUUCACUGGCUCGAUCGUUGCAUUUAUGAAACUAGCUGGUCGCAUGUCAUCCAAGCCUAAGAUAUUCCCUGGCGGGCAUAUUCUUAACUCCACAUUGCUUGGCACCAAUGUAGCAACUAUGGGAGCUUUCCUGACUAUGGCACCCGCUAGCCCGGCAAUUGCAGCCACCUGUCUCGGCGCAAAUACUCUUCUCAGUUUCAUGAAAGGUUACACCACGACUUCGGCCAUCGGAGGAGGCGACAUGCCUGUUGCGAUCACCGUGCUCAAUGCCUAUUCAGGUUUUGCUCUAGUCGCCGAAGGGUUGAUGCUGAACAACCCACUUUUGACUAGUGUCGGUUCACUUAUCGGAGUGAGCGGUUCGAUCCUGUCUUACAUCAUGUGUACUGCCAUGAACCGAUCGCUGCCCAAUGUUCUGUUUGGUGGUAGUGCCGCUCCAGUACAGAGCGAAAGGAAGAUUGAAGGAGAAGUCACACAGACAAGUGUCGACGAUACUGUAGAGGCUCUUUCAGGUGCCGAGAAUGUCAUCAUCAUCGUCGGCUACGGAAUGGCCGUCGCAAAGGCCCAGUAUCCUCUUGCCGAAAUCGUUAGUAUCCUCCGUUCUCGCGGCGUCAAAGUCCGUUUUGCUAUCCAUCCCGUGGCGGGUCGCAUGCCCGGGCAAUGCAACGUGCUACUCGCGGAAGCCUCCGUGCCGUAUGAUAUUGUUCUGGAAAUGGACGAGAUCAACGACGAUUUCUCCGACACAGACGUUACGCUAGUCAUCGGCGCCAACGACACCGUUAACCCUAUAGCGCUCGAGCCCGACUCUUCCAUUUCUGGGAUGCCCGUCUUGCACGCUUGGAAGAGCAAGGAAGUGAUUGUCAUGAAGCGGGGCAUGUCAAGUGGUUACGCUGACGUCCCGAACCCAAUGUUCUUUAUGCCUGGAACAAGAAUGCUCUUUGGAGAUGCGAAGACUUCUUGUGACGCUAUCAAAUCGGCUCUAGAGGCACGGAAGUAG